AUGGACGACUUGCCCCCCAAACCACCCAUAGUAAAAAGACGAUAUUCGCGUUCUGGUUGUCGUGAGUGCAAGCGGCGCAAAAUCAAAUGCGAUGAGGUCCACCCGACAUGCGGAAAUUGCGUCCGCGUCGAUAUGGUAUGCGUUUUCCCAGACCCGUCUACAAAAAACAAGCCUCGGCAACAAAGAGAUAGGCUCAGGAGGCCCACUUCCUCAAUAUCUGCGCCCAGCCUGCAAAUCCUGCAACAUUACGAGCUUGUCCAGGCCCAAGCACUCAUAUCAAAAUCCGAUGUGCCCAGUGAUCUUGAUAUGCUCCUAUUCGAAAACGUGUUUGAUGAAGCGAACACGUUGGUACAUGGCCUAGCAAACUAUGAGACACAUGUUGUUGCGCCGGCGUACACAGCAAUGUCUCCCCUGCUGUCUGAGCGGUUUGCGGACUUGAAACCUUUCCACUCGCAGAUCAUCCUUAACGACAGCCCCAAAAAGAACGUAUUUUUCGACGAGAAGGAGUUUGAAUCGUAUCUCCAAAACACAGAUGUGGGUAGCAAUCCGAUGCUAGCACAGUCCUGGAACGCCUUCAGCAACAGCAUGCGAGACUCCGUGGCACAAGACCCCCGCCAGGAAAUCAGCAACGCACAGCUCAUGCAAACUGUAAUUGACACGUAUAAGCUCUCAGAGGACGAGCAAACAUACUUCCGGGACAUGGUAUCUGGGCAAGGAUGUCUCUAUUUUUUCCCGUUCAUCUCUAACACCACCAACAACGAGGUCAUCCACGUGCUUCUCGAGUACCUGAUGGUUUUAAAGUUCAUGGUGUAUGCAAUGAUGGCGCUCAGCGCAUCGUGUCUUUUCACAAUAAAAAAGGACCCGAAACACGAGCAGAACCAAAAGAAGUAUACUCGCGUGUGUAUGCGCCUCAUUGUGCGGGCAUUCACCGAUCUUAAAAAUAACGAGCUGUCACUUUGGCACAUCGAAGGCCUCAUUCUCACUGUGCUCAUUCUCACGAUGCUUUUUUCUGACAUCUGGUGUGGUGACACCUCUCAAACACCUGUGUCAUGGGUAGUUCACCUUGAUAGUGCCCGAUCGCUUCUCAUCAAGUACAAAAGUUUAAAGGCACAAAGCUCGCUACACCGACCUGAAUCACUUGGGAUUGUCAUAGCCAAACUGUUGUUUUUCUGCUACGACUGGAACACAAAUAUGUGUCUUCCUAUAGAUGCAAUCAAAAGCGACCAGUUGGCAGACUUGUGGGCGAUCACUGGCAAGUUUGAUGCGAUGAUAGACGAUCAAGAUCAUAUCAUCGCAUUGAAAAAAUUCGGGCUCAUGAUUCCCGCGUCAAAAUCGAAUAGCGCGUUCAACACCUUCAACGCACUUACUCCUGAAUUAAUAAAAAUCAUCUACGAGAUAUUGGACACGAUUUGCCACUUGAACAUUGGCAGUUAUAUGGGUAAACCCCGACAGGCGUCGCCUGAGGCCAUCACCAAUAUCAUGGCCCUCAUUAAUCAAGCAUUGAGACAGAAUGUCGUGCCUGGUGUGCUGUCACGGAAUCACUACAUCAUACUGUUGGACAACCCUGCUCAUCCUUUGUAUCUGGAUGUGGCUCAUCGGAUCGUUUUGUCAGACUGCGCGUAUGGAAUCGAUUUACACAGCUCAGCACAGACCCAUUACUCGUGGUGCGAUGUGGUGGUCAAACUGAAUGUUUACUUUCUAUAUCUUAAAAUUCUUACUUCGCGAGGCCUACUACAUCUUCCUAGGAGUCACCCUUUGAUUAAGGCUUUAAUCGAGGAGAUCAUGGGGCUCAUGUUUUUCGUGAAACCAAAAGCUAGGGGCCAGUUUGAUAGCUCACAUGCGUUUCUCGCAUCUGCCAACUUUUACCUUUCAAACCAAUUGUUCGAUCAUCGGGCAAUCAUGUUGCAAUUCCCGUUCAGGCUUUGCAUUGAGCUUACUGAUCUGGAGGUUGAUUUUGAGAAGCUUGAGCUUUUUUUCGAGGGUUUAAUUCUUUUGGGCUGCGGCAACUGUUUCGCUGCAGCAGAAAAGGUAAGAGAGAACAGGCUUGUGUCCAAGAAGAGAGUUCUCAACAAAUUGUCUUCUGAACACCCUGACAUGGACUAUUCAACGCAAAUAAUUGACAUUUACUGA
Messenger RNA from Metschnikowia bicuspidata var. bicuspidata NRRL YB-4993, 2130 nucleotides. Its product is annotated as Zn(II)2Cys6 transcription factor domain-containing protein. Gene Ontology annotation, cellular component: nucleus. The coding region runs from base 1 to 2130 and encodes 709 amino acids. Gene Ontology annotation, biological process: positive regulation of transcription by RNA polymerase II. The record is from RefSeq and is a predicted model, not a curated record. NCBI's taxonomy places the organism in Eukaryota, Fungi, Ascomycota, Pichiomycetes, Serinales, Metschnikowiaceae. Gene Ontology annotation, molecular function: transcription cis-regulatory region binding; zinc ion binding; DNA-binding transcription factor activity, RNA polymerase II-specific. The transcript has a single exon.